AUGACCUUAACGGAACAGAGCUUUCAGGAGUCUCCUCCACCCCCUUCUGAGGUGGCUAAGGCAGACAUGGAUGUCUCAGGAGGGAAGGAGAAGGCUGUGCACCUCUCCACGGCAAGGACUGGAGUGCUGGUGCCCAAGCAGCGAGCAACGGGAAGGCUGAUCAUGCACAGCAUGGCGAUGUUCGGAAGGGAGUUCUGCUAUGCCGUGGAGGCUGCCUUUGUCACGCCGGUGCUGCUCAGUGUAGGGCUGCCCAAGAACCUGUACAGCCUGGUGUGGCUUAUCAGCCCCAUCCUGGGCUUCGUGCUGCAGCCCGUGGUAGGUUCUGCCAGUGAUCACUGUGCCUGUAGCUGGGGCAGGAGGCGACCUUACAUUCUGGGUCUGGGCAUCAUAAUGCUGGUAGGCAUGGCUUUGUACCUCAACGGGGACGAGAUGAUCACAGCUUUCAUCGGUGAAAGAGACAAGCAGCGGACAUGGGCAAUAGUCAUUACCAUGCUGGGAGUAGUGCUUUUUGAUUUUGCAGCUGACUUUAUUGAUGGCCCCAUCAAAGCAUAUUUAUUCGAUGUCUGCUCUCAUCAAGAUAAAGAAAAGGGUCUGCAUUAUCAUGCCCUAUUCACAGGCUUAGGAGGAGCACUAGGCUACCUGACAGGUGCUGUGGACUGGGGUGAAACUGUACUAGGAUACACCUUGAUGUCAGAAUUCCAGGUGAUUUUCCUCUUGUCAGCCUUGGUUUUCCUCAUCUGCCUUAUUGUACAUCUACGCAGUAUUCCUGAAGUCCCACUCAGAUAUGACAAUGAAGAGACAAAGCUCUUGUUGGAAGUGACUGAGCCCUAUAAGUACAGCUCCAUAGAGGAAAUCAAGAAUGGAUACUUGUCACAUACUGACUUAAAUGCUACAAGUAAGCCGAAGAAAGGUGCUGACACAUCGUGUACAGAGGCUCAAAGGAGGAUGACUCUUAAAUCACUCUUGAAGACUCUUUUAAGCAUGCCAUCCCAUUAUCGCUAUCUGUGUGUGAGCCACCUCUUUGGAUGGAUGGCUUUCCUGUCCAACAUGCUCUUCUUCACGGAUUUCAUGGGACAGGUUGUGUACCAGGGCAGUCCUUAUGCUUCUCAUAACUCCACACUUUACCAUACCUACAGAAGAGGAGUGGAGGUUGGAUGCUGGGGGCUGUGCAUCAAUGCAAUUGCAUCCUCAGCCUAUUCUUACCUGCAGAAAGUCCUUCUGCCAUACACAGGAUUAAAGGGACUUUAUUUCAUUGGAUACCUACUUUUUGGAUUAGGCACUGGGUUGAUUGGCUUGUUUCCCAAUGUCUAUUUCACUUUGGUUCUAUGUUCACUUUUUGGAGUCAUGUCCAGCACUCUGUAUACUGUGCCAUUCCAGCUCAUUGCAGAGUAUCACAAAGAAGAAGAGGACCUGAAUCUGCAGCAGAAAGAACAAGGCAUGGAGCAUGGGAGAGGCAAGGGCAUUGACUGUGCUGCUCUGACCUGCAUGGUCCAGCUGGCACAGAUCAUUCUUGGUGUGGGCCUCGGUCUCUUGGUCAGUGUUGCCGGCAGUGCAGUCACUGUGAUUUCGGCAUCAAUGGUGGCACUGAUUGGCUGCUGCUUUGUGGCUUUUUGUGUUCGAUAUGUGAGGUAAGACUGUCUGAAACAAUUGGAAGAAAAAAAAAACCCAUAGGAUCAGCACUGGUACUGUUGCCAUGCUGAUACUGCUGAUGCAUCCUCCUCUCUUACCUGCUUGGAGCAGCUGCAAUUACAGAGCAUCACUUAACCACAAAGUGAAGACUUGGUGAAAUUGGUUGCCUAAUGCCUCAGGUAGAAAGUUUCUCCAUUCUGAGUGCUUUAUUACUGCCUUCCUGCUGACCUCAGUGCAUGAACAUGUUAUUACACUUGAAGACACAUCUGCCUGUGGUAUCUUGAUGCCCUACGUGAGGAGCCAUUGUGAAACUCACUAUCAG
Phasianus colchicus (ring-necked pheasant) is the source of this 1951-nucleotide messenger RNA. It is a transcript of the gene SLC45A2, whose product is annotated as solute carrier family 45 member 2. NCBI's taxonomy places the organism in Eukaryota, Metazoa, Chordata, Aves, Galliformes, Phasianidae. The record is from RefSeq and is a predicted model, not a curated record. Gene Ontology annotation, cellular component: membrane. Gene Ontology annotation, biological process: transmembrane transport. Gene Ontology annotation, molecular function: sucrose:proton symporter activity.